Messenger RNA from Cyphellophora europaea CBS 101466, 1437 nucleotides. RefSeq lists its product as uncharacterized. Gene Ontology annotation, biological process: transmembrane transport. Gene Ontology annotation, cellular component: membrane. Lineage: Eukaryota; Fungi; Ascomycota; Eurotiomycetes; Chaetothyriales; Cyphellophoraceae. Gene Ontology annotation, molecular function: transmembrane transporter activity. The coding region runs from base 1 to 1437 and encodes 478 amino acids. The record is from RefSeq and is a predicted model, not a curated record. The transcript is spliced from 5 exons.
AUGUCUGCACCGACCCAAAACGAGAAAGAACUAGGUGCAGUAUCAGUGAAUAGUCAGUCCUCAGAAGCACCUCCCACUGAGAACGAUGCUGCGAGGGAGAAGAGACUCGUCAGAAAGACGGAUCUGUUGAUGAUGCCAGGCCUAGCAUUGGCCUACUUCACCCAUACCCUAGACCGUGCCAAUCUAGGCAACGCCAAGACAGAUGGCAUCGAGGAUGACCUAGGCAUGGUCGGCAACCAAUUCUCGCUUUUACUGGUCUUGUUCUACGUUCCAUACGCGCUUUGCAACAUUCCCUGGUCCAUCCUGGCGAAGAAGUAUAACGCGUCCGUGAUCAUCCCAUUCGCAAUCUUCGGUUGGGGAGCCUGUACGAUGGGAGCAGCAGGAGCAACGAACUUUGGAGGCAUCAUGACCACCAGGAUCUUCAUGGGUGUCCUCGAAGCGGCGUAUAAGCCGUGCGAGGUGUACUACUUAUCUUUAUUCUAUACGCGAAAGGAGAUGGGGUUUCGUGUAUCAUGGAUUGGCCAGAUGGGUUUCAUCGCGGGAGCCGUAAGUGGCUUGAUCUCAUGGGGAGUCUUCCAGUGGGACAAAGGUCUUCACGGAUGGCAAUACCUGUUCAUCAUCGAAGGUUCGAUCACGAUCGGCGUUGCUAUCUACUUGUACCUUUGUGCACCACGCAGCCCAGAGAAGUCACGUUUCUACACAGAGGAUGAAGUGCGAUUGGCAAAGUAUCGCCUGGAGCUAGACUCACAGGACAUUGACAAGAAGUUCCGCUGGGAGGACGCCAAAGCUCAACUCAAACAAUGGCAAACAUGGGCAUUCGCCUUCAUGGCGCUGAUGUACGGCGUGGGCGUCGCCAGCAGCUCCAACUUCCUACCUACCAUCAUCAAAAGACUGACAGUCAAAGCCACCACCGCCAACCUCUACACCGUGGGGCCCAACCUCACAGCCUCCGUCCUGCAACUCAGCACCGUCUGGCUCUCGGACCGCUACCAACAACGCGCCACCUUCGCCUGCGGCGCCACCGUCAUCGCCCUCGUCGCCUGGAUCCUGCUCGGCGCCCUCGACCUCGUGCACCACGUCCAAGUCGGCUACUUCCUCACCUACCUCACCACCUCCUUCACCUUCGUCUCCAGCAACAUCGUCCCCGUCUGGCUCGCCACCAACACCCCCACCACGACGGGGCGCGCCGUUGCCCUCGGCCUCAACUACAUGGCUAUGAACGCCGCGGGCAUCGUCUCCUCGCUGACAUUCCGCGCCGAGGAUGCGCCCGUCUACGCGCCCGCGCUGAUCACGGUCGGGUGCACGCAGGCGGCGUUCGUGGUGGCGGCCGUGUUCAUGCGGCAGUACUAUGCAAGAUUGAACCAGAAGCUGGACGCGGGGGAGUUGGCCUAUGCGCCGGGCAUGGCGGCGCGGCCGCAGUAUCGCUAUGCGGUGUGA